UUGCACGGGCGCCAUUACGGCAAAUGCCAAUCGCAGAAUUGCUGCAACGCCUAUCAUCAAUUGCAGGAGAGGCAGAAGUUCGUGUGCAACUUGUGCGAUUACCAGACGAACAUCCACAGCAAUUUGAAGAUACAUUUCAAGAGCUUAAAGCACCUCGCCAACGAGAUGAAAUUCAACUUUAAUCGGAUUGUAUUUUUUUUAGGCCAAUCGAAGAGGCUGUUCUUCUGUCGCACGUGCAGCAAAUGCUACAAGCACUCGAGCUCGCGCAGCAAGCACGAGCGGUACGAGUGCCAAAAGGAGCCGCAAUUCCAGUGCGUUUUCUGCGAUUACAAGACCAAAUUGCCGUUCGAUUUGCGCAAGCACGAGCGCAACAAGCACAAGGAAGAUCUGAGAAUUCAGGAAGCGAAGAUGCUGGAACCGAAAAUUGAAUAUUAACUAUUCAGAUGCAGCCAGUGCAACAAGCGGUACGGCUCCAAAGGCGUGCUAAUCAGGCAUUUGACCUACGAAUGCGGCAAAGAAGCCACCUUUCACUGCGCCUACCCGGGCUGCAAAUACAGAGCAAAGCGACCGUGGACGCUGAAAAGACACUACAAGCACAAAAACCACUACUUGAACUACGAUUACGAACCUUUGGGGUGCAUCAAGAGGUUAUCGGAUUGGAUUUUCGUGGGGUACGGGCUAGGUGAAGGUGGUUUUGACUGUUGGUUACUUUUUUUAGCAAUGCUUUUGCACCACUGCGUCAACUGCCACAGGAAAUACAGGAGUAAAAUGGGUCUGAGGCAGCACUUGAGGCUGGAGUGCGGUAAAGAGGCGACCCAUUGCUGCACCUAUCCGGGCUGCCAGUACAGAGCCAAGAGGUUCUGGACGCUAAAAAGGCACUACAUGUACAGCCAUUACCUCAAUAAAGAAUAA
Molecule: messenger RNA, 912 nt
Organism: Phyllotreta striolata
Lineage: Eukaryota; Metazoa; Arthropoda; Insecta; Coleoptera; Chrysomelidae
Source: the annotation of a GenBank genome assembly